Bombina bombina (fire-bellied toad) is the source of this 1521-nucleotide messenger RNA. It is a transcript of the gene DECR2, whose product is annotated as 2,4-dienoyl-CoA reductase 2. The record is from RefSeq and is a predicted model, not a curated record. The transcript has 10 exons. The coding region runs from base 145 to 1035 and encodes 296 amino acids. Gene Ontology annotation, molecular function: 2,4-dienoyl-CoA reductase (NADPH) activity. Lineage: Eukaryota; Metazoa; Chordata; Amphibia; Anura; Bombinatoridae. Gene Ontology annotation, biological process: fatty acid catabolic process.
UUUUAAAACACGUGAAUAAUACGCGAGUACUGCGCAUGAGCGUUGAAGAAGAGGACUACAUGUCCCAUCAUGCUGUACGGUGGGUAAAUGUAAGGAACAAAGUCUAUUACGGGACAACAGAGAGCACUUCGUAAAUACAACACUAUGUCUGAGCCUUCCAGCCUUAACCAGCCCCCGGAGGAUAUGGAGAUGGAUGACUGUCUGUCCUCCUACACCUACCUGUACAGUCCCACCCUGCUGAAGGACAGGGUGGCGUUUAUCACUGGAGGCGGAUCUGGAAUAGGAUUUCGUAUUGCUGAAAUAUUCAUGAGACACGGCUGUGACACUGUCAUCGUCAGCAGGAACCAGCAGAGAGUGACUGAGGCAGCUGAGAAGCUUCAAGCAGCCACAGGCCGGCGCUGUUUGGCGUUGGUAGCUGAUGUGCGCCAACCCCAGACUCUGGCUGCAGCAGUGGACGAGGCACUAAACCUAUUCAACCGGGUGGACAUCCUGGUGAACAAUGCAGCUGGGAAUUUCCUCUGUCCAGCCAGUGCUCUGUCUUUUAACGCCUUUAAGACUGUACUUGAUAUAGACACGACGGGUACAUUUAAUGCCAGCAAGAUAUUGUUUGAGAAAUUCUUCCGGGAUCAUGGUGGAGUCAUUGUGAAUAUCACUGCUACACUAGCGUACAAAGGACAGGUCCUGCAGGUGCACGCGGGCAGUGCCAAGGCAGCUAUAGAUGCUAUGACCAAGCACUUGGCAGUGGAGUGGGGUCCCAGCAGAGUCCGAGUGAACGGUUUGGCCCCAGGACCUAUAUCUGGCACUGAGGGAAUGCGCAGACUAGGGGGUGCUGCUGCAGAGGCUGCUGGGUUAUAUUCCUCUAUCCCCCUACAGCGAGCAGGAAAUAAGACUGAGAUUGCGCACGGAGCUCUCUUCCUGGCCAGCCCCAUCUCCUCCUAUGUGACCGGGUCCAUCCUGGUAAUGGAUGGCGGUUCCUGGCUGACGUCACCCAAUCAUCUGACAGCAUCGCUGGGUACCGCCCCUUCUCAUCUUUAGAUCUUUGGGCUUCUGAGAAGAAGAAAGAAAAAUAAUGAAAUGAUGUCAUUGUCUGAUCAAUUAGGGACAAAUCUGAUCUCCCCUCGCCCCACUCUUGAAUCUGUACAUUCCCAGUUUACGGAAUCGGUCACAUAUAGUACUGGCCUGUGCAGGGAUAAGUAUAGGUGUUUGCUGGUGAUAAAGCUACAUUUAUAGCACACAUCAGCACUCUUGGCUUAUUUCAUGAAACCCUUAUUAUUAAGAAUAAGCUUAUUUUGACCUGCACAGCUCACACUCGGUCUCAGCACUGAGCAGAUCUGGAUUCUGUCUACGCAGAGCUCAGCCAGAGGUUCUGAUAAUCUAGACCAGUAGAUCAUUACAAACAGCCUCUUAAAGAAGGGGAGCAGCCUCUUUCCUACCUGAAGGUUUGAACAAAGUCAGGUUUAUUCUAAAGACCACAUGCGGUGAGCAUAAGCAAUUUUUGUGAAUAAAUAAUUUAUACUAAAA